Messenger RNA from Diceros bicornis minor, 1097 nucleotides. RefSeq names its product POU domain class 5, transcription factor 2 (gene POU5F2). Gene Ontology annotation, biological process: regulation of transcription by RNA polymerase II. NCBI's taxonomy places the organism in Eukaryota, Metazoa, Chordata, Mammalia, Perissodactyla, Rhinocerotidae. Gene Ontology annotation, molecular function: RNA polymerase II cis-regulatory region sequence-specific DNA binding; DNA-binding transcription factor activity, RNA polymerase II-specific. The record is from RefSeq and is a predicted model, not a curated record.
UCCGGGUGGGGUGCGGUCUUACCCUGAGGCCGGACACAGGCCCUCAAACUUCUCCCCCAUGCCAGGCAGUGGUGGGGGCGGGCCCAGAGGGCCAGUGCCGGUGCGGGCUGACACUCCGAUCUGGUUGAGCUCCCAGGUGGCCCCUGGCAAGCUGAUGGUCCGGCGGGGGGUCGGGCCAAGGGUCUGCCCGGGCCGUGAGGCGUGGCGGGUACCCGUGGGUCGCCCGCGGUACGAAUUCCGGGGCAGGAUGACGCCCUGCGGGCCCCAGCUCACAGCUGCCGGGGCGGGGGCCUGGUUCCCGAGCCCCUCCGAGGGCGCCUUCCCCGGGCCCUCCAUCGUCCUGCGGUGCAUCCCAAGGUUGGCGCUGCCGGAGGAAGUCUCAGCCGUCGAGAAAGAGGUGGCGCAGCUGGCCAAGGAGCUGAGGCAGAAGAGGAAGAGCCUGGGGUAUUCGCAGGCCGACGUGGGGUUCGCCGUGGGGGCUGUUUUGGGGAAGGUGCUUAGCCAGACUACCAUCUGCCGCUUCGAGGCCCAGCAGCUCAUCCUCGCCAACAUGUGGAAGCAGCGACCCAUGCUGAAAAUGUGGCUGGAGGAAGUGGACACUAAGAACCUUCUGGGCUUAUGCAAAAUGGAGACGAUCCUGCCGCAGGCUCGGAAGCGGAGGCGGGCAAGCAAGGAGACACGCAUCGGAAACACCCUGGAGAGAAUCUUCCUGCAGUGCCUGAAGCCCACACCCCAGCAAAUCAGCCCCAUCUCUGGGCAGCUCCGAAUGCAGAAGGACCUGGUCCGAGUUUGGUUCUAUAACCGGAGCAACAUGGGCAGUCGGCCAACUGAUGAUUUCUCCCCACCGGAGGAGGUGGGGGCAGCUAGGCCUCCUUUCCCAGGGGGACCAGUAUGCUUUCCCCUGGCAUUGGGGCUCCAUUUGGGUUCCCCCCACUGUGAGGAGCCGUACUUUACACCCUUGUACCCCUCCACCCCUCCCCUGCGGGGCGACCCCCUUCUUGGCCCGGCCACCACUCUAGGUUUCCCGGGGCUUUCAAACUGAGGGGCCUGUCCUUCUGGGGACGGCCCCCCUGGGGAAACCGGUCCCUGAGGUUCGU